UUGAGACUCGGGGCAUCGUUGAAGGUCUGGUUGAUGUUGUUGGGGCAGAGGAAGAUGGCGGCUCGCUGGAGUAGUGAGAAUGUCGUGGUGGAAUUCCGAGAUGCACAGGCCACUGCUAUGUCCGUGGACUGCCUGGGUCGACAUGCUGUCCUGUCUGGACGGAGGUUUCUGUAUGUGGUGAACCUGGAGACUCCUUCUGAAGCGCCCAGGAAGAUUGGUAGACCGAGCAAGUGGGACGUGGGGACAGUUCAGUGGAACCCUCACAAGGCGGAGUCCCACGUCUUCGCUGCCUCUAGUAACCAGCGGGUGGACCUGUACACAUGGCGGGAUGGCUGUGGGGAAGUCCACGCGUCCCUGCAGGGACACACACGAGUCAUCAGUGACUUGGACUGGUCCUGGUUUGAACCAGAGUAUCUGGUCACCAGCUCUGUAGACACCUACAUCUGUAUCUGGGACACCAGAGACACAAGGAAACCUACAGUGACAUUGUCUGCAGUGGCGGGGGCAUCCCAGGUGAAGUGGAACAAGCGUAAUCAGAACCUUCUGGCCUCCAGUCAUGAUGGAGACGUUCGCAUCUGGGACAAGAGGAAACCCAACACAGCUGUGGAGUAUGUUGCAGCUCACCUGUCAAAGAUCCAUGGUCUGGACUGGCACCCUGACAACGAAUACAUCCUGGCAACGUCCAGUCAGGACAACUCAGUCAGGUUCUGGGACUACAGACAGCCAAGGAAGUAUCUGAACAUCCUGUCCUGUCAGGUUCCAGUGUGGAAGGCCAGAUAUACACCCUUCUCCAAUGGCCUGGUUACGGUGAUGGUUCCCCAGCUGAGACGGGAGAACAGCUUGUUGCUAUGGAGCACUCUGGACCUCAACAGCCCCGUUCACGCCUUCGUGGGACACGACGAUGUGGUGCUGGAGUUCCAGUGGCGUCCGCAGACAGAGGGUAACACCCCAUUCUAGAAUAUAAGAUACUAU
Messenger RNA from Coregonus clupeaformis (lake whitefish), 972 nucleotides. It is a transcript of the gene wdr59, whose product is annotated as WD repeat domain 59. Gene Ontology annotation, molecular function: protein binding. The transcript is spliced from 10 exons. Bases 34 to 957 code for a protein of 307 amino acids. Lineage: Eukaryota; Metazoa; Chordata; Actinopteri; Salmoniformes; Salmonidae. The record is from RefSeq and is a predicted model, not a curated record.